UGAAAACAUUUGAUGAAAGCAAAAUAAAUGGAGAUUACGCACGAUAUGCAUUAGAGGCUGCAAAACCAUCGAUCGCAGUAUCGAUGGCUCACUAUCGAACGCUGAUCGCCUAUCGCAAAAAUAUACCGCAGCCAUUUUUGCAACUCUGUGUAUCGGCAAGUAGAAUAUAGAAUAGACAUCGAUAUAUAUUAAGCAUCCCUAGCAGAUACUCUCGUGGCCGCCAUGUUUUUUCUGUCAUAUUCAGCAAUUACAGCAUUUUAAUUUUGUUUGCUGUGGGAAAUUCUCGACUUUCACAUUGAACUAAGCAAUAGAAAUUAACCGAAUAAAUAUAUAGCGAUUGCAGCAAAACCGAACCCUACCUGUCUUUGUGCAUUGGCCCCUCGAAUAAGUUGCGUAUUUGUAUGGUUUCCAUUUUGGUGUGAGAGAAGAAAAGAUAUAAAAGAUAACGAGAGUGUGGAAUAUAUAUAUAUAUAUAUAUAUAUAUGUGUGUAUAAAGAUCUGUAUGAUUGAUUUCGGCGGACAUUUAUUGUAAGAACUGAAGAUUAAGUUGUGCAAAUCGAAUAGGAAAUAUCAAACAAUCCCCAAGCAGCUGCUGAUUAUUGAAAAGGAUCGGGCAGACACCCGCCCAAUGAGCAGCUGAAGCUAUUAUCCAGCAGUGCGAUCAAUCGAUGGAGCUGGAAUAUCUGAGAGAACAGUCAGCGAAGAAGGAUCAUUGAUAGUCGGAUGGGAUCAGAGAUACAUGCGUCAUCUCUGUGCCUGUCUAGCUCUCAGUGAAAAGAAAGAAAUAAAUUGCAAAUUGCAGGCUAAUUGAUUCAUCAAGAUGAGUGUGAUUAUUCGGUUACAAAAUCUGCCGUGGACGGCAAAUGCCCGCGACAUACGAAAUUUCUUCACGGGCCUCUCGAUACCAGAGGGCGGUGUCCACAUAAUUGGAGGCGAAAUGGGCGAUGCUUUCAUCGCUUUCAGCACCGAUGAGGAUGCCCGCUGCGCCAUGCUGAAGGAUCGCGAGAAACUUAUGGAGAUCCAGGUGCGCCUGCUGCUUUCAUCGCGCGCCGAAAUGCAAAAGGUCAUCGAGACGGCACGCACACCCGCACCAGUCGUUGCACCGGCACCAGUGCCUGUGCCCGUACCCGUGCCCAUGCCAGUGCCCGUGGCAGCGCCACAGCCACCGAUCAUUGGUGGCCUUAACAGUUUCCUGAGCCAAAGCCAGAGCAAGGCUGGGGUGCCCUCUUUUCUGGCCUAUCAGCAGCAGGCCGGCAUUGUGCUAGCGGAGGUGACAGGCGGCAGCCAGCAUCGCCGCCAGAGCCGCAGUCGUAGUCGCAGUCGAUCCUCCAGCUCUGAGGACAGUGAUCGUGAGCUGCGCGACCGAGAACGUGAAAGGGAGCUUGAACGCGAACGCGAUCGGGAGCGUGAUCGUGCGAUCCGUAAGCGUCGCUUAGAGCGUGGCGAUAGCAGUGAGCGCGAGCUGAAGCUCCAAUCCAGCGGCGUGAGUGCUGCUGCUGCUGGUGGUCUGUCGCCGUGGGCCAAUCCGCCGCAGACUAAUGCCGCCCUCAGUCUUCCGGGACUGGGUAGUCUUCCGGGCAUGAGCAUAGGAAUGGGUCUCGGCCUCGGUCUGGGUCUGGGCGUGCCGCCCGUUCUGCCCUCGCUGCAGAACUAUACGACCAGCAAUACCGCCAAUAACUACAACAUGACCAAUGCCAAUGGUCCGGCAGCACCAGCAUCAGCACCAGCGCCAGCGCCGCCACUGGCUCCCGAUGCACACAAACUGAUAGCCGCUCUGCAGGCGGCAGCCAGGGCAGGGUCCAACAGCCCUGCCCAAAUGGAGGGACAGCAACAACAGGUGCAACAGGUGCAGCGGCAGGCGGUGCAGGUGCAGGCGCAGGAGCAGCCCGUUGCGUUUGCCAGUGUCAAUCCGUAUGCCCAGAUCUAUCCGCAGUUAUUUCAGCAGCAGCAACAGGUGCUACUCCAGCAGCAGACGGCAGCGAAGCUCUCGCCCUCCAUGGGUGGUUCGCCAGGUGGCGGAGGGGGCGGCGGCAGUCACAGUCCUCGAGGCGGCGGCGGUGGCGGUGGCAUGUCCUCGGCGGUGGCCGACACCUGCUAUGUGAAGAUCAGUGGCAUGUGCCAGAGCACCUCCUACAGUGAUCUGCGCAAGUAUUUCCAGGGUCUGUAUAUACCGCACAAUGGCAUCAAAAUCAUGACGGUGAAUGGCAGUCGCACUGGAGUGGCCUACAUUGAGUUCUCGCGGGUGUCCAGUGCCCAGAAGGCGUUGCAGCGCCACAACACCAUGUUCCGCGAUCGCCUGGUGCAGAUUGUGCCCAUCGGGGAUGCGGAAUUCGAGCAGGCCGAUGAGUAUUCGCAUCGCAAUCAGCAGCACCAGCAACAGCAGCAGCAGCAGCAGCUGCCACAAGAUGUCCUCGCUCGCAAUGCCAGCAGCGAUCGAGGUGGCGGUGGUGGCAUUCCCAGCUUUAAUGUCCUGUAUUUGGAGGAUUUGCCGCAGUUGACCACCGAGCAGGACAUCAUGAAGAUGUUCUCCGCCACCUGCACCAUUGUGGAUAUCCUACUGGCGCCGAGUCCCAACAAUCGACGCGAAUUUGUGGCCUUUGUGCUGUUUGCACGUGAGACGGAGGCAUUGUCGGCCCUCGAGGAUCAAUCGCGGCACUACAUUGGCUUCCGGCAGCUGCGUGUGCGCCCCAGCAGCCAGGCGGAGAUGAUGCAGGCCAAGGAGAAGCAGCGACGGGCCAAUGAGCAGCUACUGAAGGAAGAGGCCGACCAGCGGGAGGAACUGCUCAAGGAUCAGAAGAGGCGACAGCAGGCGCAAGCGCAGCUCCUGCUGCAACAACAACAACAACAACAGCAGCAGCAGCAGCGCGAGGAGAUGGCCAUGCAGGCGAGGUUCAACAGUGAUCCGCGGCGACGCAAUGCGGAUGACAAUCCAAAUCGGGACCAGCAGCAACAACAACAACAACAACUACAGCUGCUGCAGCAGCAGCAGCAGCAGAAUCAAAUGCAACCGUUUGGCAACACUGGUCCAAUGCCUAACGGUAUAAUGCCGUUUGUCGUCCAACAGCAGCUGCAGCAAUUGCAGCAACAAAAUAAUGGCGGUGGCGGUGGCCCACAAAAUUUUCCAUUCAACAAUAACAAUAACAACAACAAUAUGGAUAAUCAAAAUCGAAACCAGAACCACAAUGGCGGAGGACCAAUCAUGGAGCAAUCGAUUAAUCGAAACCACAACGGUGGCGGUCCCUUUGGCGGCGGCAUGUCCAUGCCCCACAACCAGAACGAGGUAGUGCGUCCUCCACGCCAGGAGGAUAAUUUCGUGCGUGUUCACAACUGUGAGUAUGCCACAAGGGUCAACGAUCUGGGGGAACUCUUCUCGCUGGAGAAUCUGCGCAUCGAACAUAUCGAAAUGCUGAUUAACGAUCGCAACCAGAGCACGGGUGAGUUUAUAAUCGAAUUUGGGGAUGGCUCCGAUGCCAAGCAGGCCAUUAGGGAGUUCCACAAUCGGAGAUUCCGUGGCCGUGGCCUGCGGGUGUUGGCCAUCACGCCGCAGGAGAUUGCCGAUCGCAUGAACAAGCCGUUUAUGGACUAUUUGCCGGGUGGCAAUGGGCCACGCCAGAGCGACAAUGGUGGCACCGGCGUGCCGGCGGGUGCACCGCCCCCGUCCAGGCGUCGUCCCAGUCGCUUCGACAACAACAACCAACAGCAACAACAACAGCAGCAGCAGCAGCAAGUGCCACCGGAGCGAGAGCGACAGCGGCAGGAGGAUGAGGAUAGCAACAGCUCACAAAAGCAGCAUUUCAAUCCGUUCGCCAGGCCAGAUCCGCCCGUCAACCCAAGCGGAAGUCUGUCGCCACCGUUGAAUGUGUCCAACAGCAGCAGCUCCUCGAUACCCGACAAAUUCAAUCGUCCCGGCUGUGUGGUGGCCAUGCGCAAUGUACCCUUCAAGGCUGAACUAAAGGACAUUCUACGCUUCUUCAGUGACUACAAGCUCAGUCCCGAUGAUAUUAUUCGGCGCUUCAACGACGACGGAAAGCCCACGGGAGACACCAGGGUGGCCUUCGAGUCACCAGCGGAGGCGCGGUCAGCGUACGAGUCGCGGCGUCGCAAGCAGAUCUUCAGCCGCACUGUUAAUCUAGAUAUUAUAUAGACUUAUAUAGUUGACUGUUGGGUUUAUCUAGUGUAAUGAAUGUAAAUACAAAUAUAUAAUAUUUAGGCAUUAAACAGAUUUAGGACGCACCCCAAUCCUCCACAUAAGUUGUGUAUAUACAUAGAAACAGUUUUAAAUAAAAUCGAAACACACAAUUAAUCCUAGGCG
Messenger RNA from Drosophila obscura, 4312 nucleotides. Its product is annotated as mediator of RNA polymerase II transcription subunit 12. The coding region runs from base 821 to 4144 and encodes 1107 amino acids. Gene Ontology annotation, cellular component: ribonucleoprotein complex; nucleoplasm. The transcript has 4 exons. Gene Ontology annotation, biological process: regulation of RNA splicing. Gene Ontology annotation, molecular function: RNA binding. The record is from RefSeq and is a predicted model, not a curated record. NCBI's taxonomy places the organism in Eukaryota, Metazoa, Arthropoda, Insecta, Diptera, Drosophilidae.